Rhagoletis pomonella (apple maggot) is the source of this 1335-nucleotide messenger RNA. RefSeq names its product sodium-independent sulfate anion transporter-like. Gene Ontology annotation, cellular component: membrane. The coding region runs from base 1 to 1335 and encodes 444 amino acids. Gene Ontology annotation, molecular function: sulfate transmembrane transporter activity. The transcript has 7 exons. The record is from RefSeq and is a predicted model, not a curated record. Lineage: Eukaryota; Metazoa; Arthropoda; Insecta; Diptera; Tephritidae. Gene Ontology annotation, biological process: transmembrane transport.
AUGCCAGUUGAGGUCUAUGUGUUUUGGUCUCGCUGCACUGUACAAUAUGAAAACGAUAUUGAUGCCAAUGCCAACCAAUAUGCCAACCUGUAUGGGCAAUACAAUACAAGCUAUGAAGGCUCCAAGGCCAGGAAUGAGAUCAGUUUCUGGAAGUAUGGACUGUACAGCUGCUUCUUGGGCUGCUUUAUCUACGUUAUUUUCGGCACCAGCAAAGAUGUGCCUUUUGGACCUACUGCCAUUGCCGCAUUGCUGACGUUUCAAAUUGCUCGUGGCAGUUUGGAAAAAACAAUUCUACUCACCUUUCUUACUGGCCUCAUUGAAGUGCUGAUGGGCAUAUUUCAGCUAGGUUUCCUCAUCGACUUCGUAUCUGGACCGGUCAGUGCAGGCUUCACCAGCGCCGCUUCAUUAAUCAUUUUUACCUCACAACUUAAGGAUAUGUUGGUUGUAGAUACAACUGGCGAGACGCUAGUACACAUGUGGAUCUCCAUAGUUAAGGAUUUUCAUAAUAUCAGCUGGAAUGAUGCCGCUUUGGGUAUAAGUUCGGUUAUUAUAUUACUCUCUAUGCGUUCGAUGACCUUUGUCACUAUCGGCCCGAAGGAGGGCAAAGCAUGUUGGCAGCGUGUAUUGCAGCAGAUCAUCUGGUUGAUUGGCACUUCACGUAAUGCAGUUCUUGUGAUGUUGGUCGGUCUAUUAGGUUAUGAUUUGCUCCAUUCCGGCAUCGAUAUCUUUCGUAUGGUCGGUUAUGUGCCACAGGGAUUACCCGAACUGAAGAUGCCAGCAUUUUUUAUAGAUACCUUCACUAAUACCACCAGCGGCGAGCUUGUGCGAACGCAUGAAAAUUUCAUUGAUAUGGUAAGCAGUUUGGGUGCUGGUCUAAUUGUGAUACCGCUAGUUUCGCUGCUGGAAACCACAGCACUGAUACAAACUUUUGCCGAUGGCAAGCCUUGUGAUGCUAAUCAAGAACUCAUCGCCAUUGGCCUUUGUAAUGUUGGCACUUCCUUUGCGCAGGGUUUUCGUGGCAAUGGCCCUUUGGCUCGAGGUGCUGUCUUGAAUGCCAGCGGUGUUAGAACUCAGAUGUCAAAUUUGUAUGCGGGAAUUCUUGUGAUGUUCGCUUUACUUUAUCUAACUCCUGCCUUCUACUAUGUUCCGAAAGCUGCUUUGGCUGCAAUUAUUGUUUCCGCGACGAUCUUUAUGCUACAAUAUCGCGUAAUCAAGCCGAUGUGGCGUAGUAAAAGAGUGUCACGUAACUCUACCUGCAUUCGAUACAAUUGGAAUCGAAGUGCGAAUAUGAUCUUCAGUAAUUCGAAACACAGUUGCAGCAAUCAAUACUCUUAG